Lagenorhynchus albirostris (white-beaked dolphin) is the source of this 4294-nucleotide messenger RNA. RefSeq names its product endonuclease G (gene ENDOG). Gene Ontology annotation, biological process: apoptotic DNA fragmentation. NCBI's taxonomy places the organism in Eukaryota, Metazoa, Chordata, Mammalia, Artiodactyla, Delphinidae. Gene Ontology annotation, molecular function: nucleic acid binding; RNA endonuclease activity; single-stranded DNA endonuclease activity. Bases 3322 to 4224 code for a protein of 300 amino acids. The transcript is spliced from 3 exons. Gene Ontology annotation, cellular component: nucleus; mitochondrial inner membrane. The record is from RefSeq and is a predicted model, not a curated record.
GUGUGUGUGUGUGUGUGUGUAGUUGUGGGUUGCUGUGUAUGUCUUCUAAUCCCCCUCCUGUGUGCUUCUCUUUCGUCUGUGUGUGUUUUCAUGUGUAUGGAGGGAGGUGACUCCCUCUUGGUCUUUGCUUCUUGUCUGUCUCUGCCUCCGUCUCCCUCUCUCUCCUUCCACCUCUUUCACUGAGGGUGUGUGGCUCUCACUCUGUCCGCCCCUCUCUCCGUUGGCUCGCUCUCUCCCCUCUCUUUGGGUUGCCUUAUCCCCAGCCUCUCCCCCACCCUCCUCGCUAUGCCCAAGAACCCUGGAGACAGAAUGAAGAGUCUGGCUGAGCCAGGCUCCUGGAGGUCAGCCUUGACCUUCGCAGCCUGUUCCCAUUUCCCAGGUCUAGGCUCCCAGGGCCCCCAGUCCACAGUGCCUCACUCGAGGGCCCUGAACCCUUGCCCCACCGCAGGAUUCUUGGAAACCCAGAGUUGCUGAGAAUUAAUAGCCCAUGAAGCUUUGAGCCUUACCCACCUGCCCAGGGAGGGAGGGGGGAGGAGAGGGAGAGCUGGGUCUUCCAGAGUUUCCCCCAAAGGUCCUUCUCUCCCGAAAGAAAAAGGACAUUAAGGUUGGGAUCCAGGUGCUUCUAAGGUGUAGUCGUUCCCAUGGCUUCCAGGUGCCGGCCCAGGGCAGGCGAGUCCCAUAAAGGGCAGUGGGAUCAAAGGGAGUCUCUCUGGGCCAGGUGUGGCCAAGCUCAAAGGCCUGGGUCCUGUCAGGGCCAGGAGAGCCAUGUCUCCCUCAGGCAGGGGAGCUGAAGGAGGUGCAGGCCCUUCUCCGGUCACCUGCCGGGCUGCUUCCAGGAUGUGGGGCCCAUGCCUACUGAGUAGGAGCAGCCGGCUCCUCCCAGUCUGGGCUGUGGGACUAGUGGGCCUAUUCCGACCAAGGCCCUCCCUCCUUUUGUGAGGAGGCAGCUGGUUUGCAUCUGGAAGGCUGGGUAACGUAGCACGUAGCAUGGGUCCUCUUCAUCUCCCCAGACUGGCCAGCAGGGACCCUCAGGCCCCCCGGAAACUUCCUUAGCCUGACAGCCAGGACUUGUGGCUAUGGGCCAGGGACAGUUUUCCCAAGGAGGCGCCUUUCCAGGCUGUCCAUUGGAUGCUUCUAGGACUCCAUGCACUUGCCUUUUUCCUCCUCCUCUCCCAGCACAGUAUUUGGGAGAUUUUUACUAUUUAUUCAGACUCCUGGUUAUUUAUUGCAGAUUGGCAAGUGCUUGAUUUGGGGAUGAAGGGUAGGACUCCAAUGGUGGAAACCAGCUGGAGUCAUGGUCUUCCUGACCUUCCAAGGUCAGUCAACAUCCUCUCUGCCUGCCUCUGGGACCUUCCUGGUUUUCCAGCAGGUCCUGCCUGGGAGGGCCGUGAGCUCUGUAAUAGAACUGGGUCUAAGGGAGACAAGAGAGUUGGUAUCCUUGCCAGCCUCCAAGACACCGGCAUGGGGUAGAAACGCUGCUUCCCAGCAGCCUGGCUCACCCUCUUCCCAGAACUUGUCAGCUGGUGGUUCAGUCACAACUUGAUCCCUUCACAGCCUGUCGCUUGGGCCACAGCCUGGGUCCCAGCAGACACUGCCCAGGACACCUGAUGCAUUGCCUCUUACCUGUCCCUCUACCUUCCCUCCUGGGACCAUACUAGAAUCACUGCGUCUCAUUUGCCUCAGUGGCAGACCUGGGUCCAGUGCCCUCUCCUUGACCUUGUGAUGAAGGUCAAAAGAGCACAGGGACCAUGUCCAGGUUAGACUGAGCUCGCCAAUGGGAGGACCUGCCCUUCUUCCUCCCCAGACUCUCAAGGGAGGUCCCCAGAGAGCUAGAGACCCCGAGGCUUCCUGCUUGGGAAGCUGCCCCCAGGACUUCGGACGCUAAGAGAAUGGGCUGUAUGAAUUCAGCAGGUCUCAUUCCAAGGGUCAGAAUGUUAGUCUGCUUUUGUUUUUUCAUCUGUUUCGUUCUUUGAAUCAGUGCUGUUGAUGACAAGUUGUCUUUAAUAAAUCAUGUGUUCUUUGCAGUGGGCAUUGGUUCUGUGAGGGGCUGAAACCUUCAAGACCUCUGAGCAGGAAAAAUGAGCAAAGAUGGAGUCAGGAAGCUCUUAGAAUGGUCAAAGGAAAAGGUUAGGAAAUUGUUGGAAGAGCCUAUUCAACUCUUUAACAACUGCAAUUUGCAGUUGUAGGGAGGAGAGAGUGUGCACUGGGGCAGAAGGUAUUAUUACAUUAUGAUUUCAUAGCAAGUUAUUUUUUAGAUUGAGAAAAUUUUGAAAUUCAACAAGUCGUUCACAGCCCACAAUCUGGAGAAAAUCACCGAUAACAUGUUGGUCUUCUCUUCGUUGAUGUAAUUACUAUUAUAUAAUUGUCAUUUUCUUGAUACGGAGUUUUGUGUAUUGUCUCUCCCUUCACGUUAGGUGGUGAGCAAGUUGCUGUAUGAUUUAAAAAUAUUUUUAUGGGCUUCCCUGGUGGCGCAGUGGUUGAGAGUCCGCCUGCCGAUGCAGGGGACGUGUGUUCGUGCCCCGGUCCGGGAGGAUCCCACGUGCCUCGGAGCGGCUGGGCCCGUGAGCCAUGGCCGCUGGGCCUGUGCGUCCGGAGCCUGUGCUCCGCAGCGGGAGAGGCCGCAACAGUGAGAGGCCCGCAUACCGAAAAAAAUAUAUAUAUAUAUUUUUUUAUGGUCUAGAUACUAUUCUAAUGUGCUAAAAAUGUCCGGAACCAGUGCCUAUUUCCGAAUAUUUUGCUUAUUCCCCGGCCUCUAUUAUAAGUAAUACGGUGGGCAAUCCUUGCAUUCCUGAUUUAUUUCCCCAGCUCAGUCCUCUAAGUGAUUUAGAAGGUAUGAACCUUUAUAAAGCUUUUUUUUUUGGUCCGCUGGGGGCUUGCGGGAUCUUAGUUGGCGGAGCGGGAGGAUCCCUCGGUGGAGACCAAGGCGACCUGGCGGGGCGGAGCCGGUUCUGGGGGCAGCCAAUCACAAACCGCGACGGCGAUGCCACGCCCUCUCAGCGCCCAGUCUUAACAAGGGCAAAGGAAGGGCCCCGGGAAGUCCAGUUGGGCCGGUGGUGACGCCUGGAAGGGCCCCGGGAGGUCCAGUUGGGCCGGUCCUGACGCCUGCUGUUGGCUUCCUGAGUAUAAUAUUAAUACUUUGGAGCGCUCGGGAGUGGAAGGGACCCGCGUUUCGCUGUCUUACUCCUCCACUUGGCGCUAUCCUCGCGGUGGGCCCCGCAGGCCUGUGCGGCCCCUUUCAGAGACUCCCGGGUCGGACGCGUGAGGUCGAGGCUUUCUUUCGUCUCCGCGGACCGCUUUCCAUCCGCGCUCCGGCCACAAUCCAUGGCCAAGCAGUUGCUUCGGGGCGGCUUGACCCUGGCGCUGGGCGCAGGGCUGGGUGCAGCCGCCGAGGGCUGGCGGCGGCGGGCGGACGCACGGGCGGCGCCGGGGCUGCUGAGCCGGCUGCCCGUGCUGCCUGUGGCGGCGGCGGCCGGGCUUCCCGCCGUGCCCGGGGCUCCGACGGGCGGCAGCCCCGGCGAGCUGGCGAAGUACGGGCUGCCCGGGGUGGCGCAGCUCAAGAGCCGUGAGUCGUACAUGCUGUGUUACGACCCGCGCACCCGCUGCGCGCUCUGGGUGGUCGAGCAGCUGCGGCCUGAGAAUCUCCGCGGCGACGGCGACCGCCGCUCCUGCGACUUCCACGAGGACGACUCGGUGCAUGCGUAUCACCGCGCCACCAACGCCGACUACGGGGGCAGCGGCUUCGACCGCGGCCAUCUCGCCGCCGCCGGCAACCACCGCUGGAGCCAGAAGGCCAUGAACGACACCUUCUACCUGAGCAACAUCGCGCCCCAGGUGCCCCACCUCAACCAGAAUGCCUGGAACAACCUGGAACGGUACAGCCGCAACCUGACCCGCACCUACCAAAAUGUCUAUGUCUGCACGGGGCCUCUCUUCCUGCCCAGGACGGAGGCUGAUGGGAAGUCCUAUGUGAAGUACCAGGUAAUUGGCAAGAACCACGUGGCGGUGCCCACCCACUUCUUCAAAGUGCUGAUCCUGGAGGCAGCAGACGGGCAGAUCGAACUCCGCUCCUAUGUGAUGCCCAACGCGCCUGUGGAUGAGGCGGUCCCGCUGGAGCGCUUCCUGGUGCCCAUCGAGAGCAUUGAGCGGGCCUCAGGGCUGCUUUUUGUGCCAAAUAUCCUGGCACGGACAGGCAGCCUUAAGGCCAUCACUGCAGGCAGCAAGUAAGGGCAGCCCCAGCCAGACUGUGGGGUCGGGGGGACUGGGUCGAAUUAAAGGUGUUCAUUUUUGGAGACAA